Messenger RNA from Fusarium fujikuroi IMI 58289, 2511 nucleotides. RefSeq lists its product as uncharacterized. NCBI's taxonomy places the organism in Eukaryota, Fungi, Ascomycota, Sordariomycetes, Hypocreales, Nectriaceae. The coding region runs from base 1 to 2511 and encodes 836 amino acids. Gene Ontology annotation, cellular component: cell periphery; cytosol. Gene Ontology annotation, molecular function: cysteine-type deubiquitinase activity; K48-linked deubiquitinase activity; cysteine-type carboxypeptidase activity. Gene Ontology annotation, biological process: protein K48-linked deubiquitination. The transcript has a single exon. The record is from RefSeq and is a predicted model, not a curated record.
AUGUCCAAUAAUCCUUGGGCCGAAGGAGGGAGCGAGCCGGGAUGGGAAGAUGUAGGACCCCGCCGCGAUGGACAAGCAUCUUCAACGGAUAGACCAAACCCUCAAGCUGUUCCUGCAGCCCUCAGACCCGGAAUCGCUUUCGAUAACCAAGAUGAGCAACAGGCGUGGGGAGAAGCGAGGACACAGCCAAACAACCAGCCGCAGUCUCAAGAGACGCCUGCAGUAUUGAAACCAGGCGGAGACAGACCAGAAACGAACCCUUUUCUACGAAAGAAAGUCCCCUCAAGACAAGAAACACCACCGACAGAAUCAUUUUCGAAACUUGGUAUCGAGGAACCUAAUACGAACCCAUGGCAACCAGCGAUAGAGGUGCAGAACGCACCAUUAGCCCCGCAACCGAUUCCAAACCUCAUGGACGAUGUCCCUCCUCGAGGCGCAUGGACACCCACGCCAGAACCACUUCCUGCUGGAUCACCUGGUAUGGUAUCACUACCCUCUGGCGGCGAAUCACCUGCUUGGGAUGAGGAUCCUCUGGGAAGAAAUGACAAACCUCCUGCGCCACCUAUGAAACUCUCCGCAGAACUUACUGGGGGCACAAAUAUCUGGGACGAUGUAGGCGGCGCUGACAAGGGAAAGGCCAAGGCCACAGGAGAAGCCCGGCCAGCAUCACCCGAUGAUUGGAAUCUGAUAGAUUCAGAGCCAUCACCGAGCCCCAUGAAGGAAGCUCAAGAGGAGAAGCCACCCUUGCCACCCAGGCAACCAACACUACAAACUGAACCGUCAAGUUGGAGAACAUCCAGAGAUCCGAUCGACGGAAAGACGGAGACCUACCAGAUUAAGAAUAUACAAUGGCACGACUCGACCUCGUCAAAGAACCCACGAAUAUCCCCAAUCUUGAUCCAGAAUGCAAACGGGCCUUGUCCUCUUGUGGCUCUGGUCAACGCACUUACCAUGACAACACCCGCCGAUGUCGAAGAUACUGCACUUGUACAAACCCUUAGAUCGAGGGAACAAGUCAGUUUGAAUCUGCUUCUGGACGCUGUUUUUGACGAACUUAUGUCACCGCGACGAACCAGUUCUGAAGAUGCAUUGCCAGAUGUUGGAGAUUUGUAUGCCUUCUUGCAAAGUUUACAUACCGGCAUGAACGUCAACCCGCGCUUCGUCCCUACAGAGAGUAUGAUAAAUGCUUACAAGCGUACAUCGUUGACACAUUUACAUCCUGCCGAGCGAGGGGACUUGAUCCCAGGAACCUUUGAGAAUACGGCUGAGAUGGGUUUAUAUGCCACAUUCUCGAUACCAUUGAUUCAUGGAUGGUUGCCACCAAAGAAUGAGCAUGCAUAUGAAGCGCUGGAACGACAAGCAGCAUCAUAUGAGGACGCACAGAAUCUUCUUUUCCGAGAAGAAGAGCUCGAACAGAAGCUGUCUGACCCUGAAGGUGGACUCACAGAAGAUGAGCAGCAACUUUACCAAGAUAUUGUCAUCAUCAAGGAAUUUUUGGAUAAUUCUGCAACCCAACUUACGCCUUGGGGCAUUGAAGUUAUUGGUAAAGCCAUUCGGCCUGGUACAUUUGCCAUUCUUUUCCGAAAUGACCAUUUCAGUACAUUGUACUGUCAUCCGCAGUCGAUGCAGCUCGUCACGCUUGUGACGGACGCAGGAUUCAAGUCUCACGACGAAAUCGUAUGGGAGACACUAUCGGAUGUCAAUGGUGGCAACACCGAAUAUCUUUCAGGAGAUUUCCGAGUUGUGGGAUCUGGCGGCCUUGCUCCUUCGACAAGUGCGGGCAACUACUCCAACAACGAUGGCGGAGAAUGGACGACGGUACAGAAUCGAAGGGGCAAGGGGAGACACGAAGAUGAGCCGCCGAUGAGUCCCAAUGCUGAACAGGAAGAUAGAGAUUUGGCUCUUGCGUUGCAACUGCAAGAAGAGGAAGAGGAAAGACAUAGAGCAGAGGAAGCCCGAAGACGAAGAGAGAGCAUGCUUUCAGAGCAAUUUAUCGAGCAACAGGCAUUUCAACCAGGGAAUGCAACACGUGGCAACCACGGAGGUAGAGGAGGAAGAGGUGGACAACCUGCAAGAGGAGCUCCACGAGGUGGAGGCGUCACCAGAGGAGCCACUGGUCUCGUCCCAGGACGCAACAGCUCCGUCAGCGCGCCCACCACAAACACAACCAACGCACAGCCCAGAGUACCCGCCCAAAGAGUGAGAUCCCUCAUUCCGGCUCAACCACCGCGGCCACCCGUGUCACGACCAGCAGAUGCAGCAGCAGACGAUGCGCCGCCUUCCUACGAGCAGUCGGCGCACGACAGGACGUAUCAGCCGCCGGUAGGACACCCGAGCCACCCGAACAGCAGCCCUACGAUAUCGAGGCAGACUAGUACUGCUGCGAGUGUGAAUUCGUCAAUGCCAGUGGGGCAGAGACCCUUUGGGCAGUCUGCAGGCAGACGGCCUUCGGGGCCGGGGGUAGGGGUAAAUGGCGGUGGGCAGAGGGAGAGGGACUGUAUUGUGAUGUGA